Messenger RNA from Uranotaenia lowii, 711 nucleotides. RefSeq lists its product as uncharacterized. Lineage: Eukaryota; Metazoa; Arthropoda; Insecta; Diptera; Culicidae. The coding region runs from base 1 to 711 and encodes 236 amino acids. The transcript has 2 exons. The record is from RefSeq and is a predicted model, not a curated record.
AUGGUGGGUGGUGCAACGUUGCAUCCGACUGCGGGUGACAUCACGCAACGUGUCGUUGGUUGGGAAAAUCAAAUGUUGCAACGACACGAUGCGAUGGAAGAGGAAAAGCAGAAAUACGAAGCCGGGAUUGUGAACGGAUACGACUAUGAUUUUGUUCGAAAAAUCCUUCGCAAACACGCCCGAAAAAAGCAUAGAAGUGAUACAACUACCUUCAGACCGGAAAAAGAAGAAUCUUACAGAGUUAGUCUACCAUUUCAUCCGAAACUAACUAAUGGUAUAAGUAAGAUUCUUCUAAAACACGGAUUAAAAACUGCGUACAAAAGUGGGAAUACUUUGAAGGAUCGGCUAGUUUCACUCAAAGAUAGGAUUCCAGAAGAGGAAAGAUCUGGAAUUUACGAAAUUCCAUGUAAGAGUUGUCCAUCGAUUUACAUCGGCCAAACCCGCCGUAAAUUUAAAGUGCGGCUCAAAGAGCAUAAGAAUGCCGUUGAAAACAAAAGGAUCAAUGAAUCGAGCGUGGCCGCCCACACAACAGAAUUUGACCAUUCCAUUGACUGGGAAAAGGUCAAAUUUAAAAAAUGCGUACGCAAACCUGGACACCUUAACGCUUGGGAGUCUAUGUUCAUCAGCACGGCCGAGAAACCGUUGAUGAACGAAGACGACCCGCCGAUUAUAUCUCCGCUUUUCAACCUGAUCAACCAAAAGUUCGCAUGA